UUCCCGUUGAGCCUUUCAACGAAGUCGGCUACAGCGGGAUUCCAUCGUCUUGUUACGGUUGCCAAAGAACUUUAUCCCAGAAAGACAAAAAGGUGUACAUUUGCAACAAAUGUAAUCAAACGUUUUGUAUAGACUGUGAAAUAUUUAUUCACGAAUCCUUACAUACGUGCCCAGGCUGUGCCACAAAUUCAGAAACAUAUCAAAAAUCCAUCAAUAGAACUUAAUGUGAUCGAUGUAGAGGACGAAGAACCGGAAGCGAAAGUAGGUCGUCAUCAUGGUGAGCCGGCUAUGGAAGGCGUUAUCCCGGAAGCGAAUCGACGAGAACCAGGAGAGCAAAAGCGAGUUGGCUCGGGUUUUGGGCUUGUUCGAUCUCACGGCACUUGGCGUGGGCUCGACCCUCGGUCUGGGUGUUUACGUCCUCGCCGGGAGCAUCGCCAAAGAGACAGCCGGCCCGGCCGUCUGUAUCUCCUUCCUCAUUGCCGCUAUCGCUUCCGCAUUUGCCGGUAUGUGUUACGCGGAAUUCGCAUCUAGAGUCCCAAAGGCAGGAUCGGCAUACGUUUAUAGCUACGUGACCGUGGGUGAAUUCGUUGCUUUUAUUAUAGGAUGGAAUUUAAUUUUGGAGUACGUGAUAGGUACAGCAAGCGUUGCCCGUGGACUUAGCAAUUACCUGGACGCGUUAAUAGGAAACGCGAUAAGUAAAACGUUACAAUCAGCGAUGCCUAUUAACGUCUCAUUUUUAUCCGAGUACCCAGACUUCUUCGCGUUUGGUGUAGUAAUGCUCCUCAUAAUCUUACUAAGCGUAGGAGUGAAAGAAUCCUCUAUGUUAAACAAUAUAUUCACUGUAGUGAACUUAGUUACCAUUUUAAUAAUUGUAGUAGCAGGAUCCUUGAAAGCUGAUCCCGCAAAUUGGAACAUACCGGCGGAAGCUAUACCCGCGGAUAAACAUGGAGGAGCGGGUGGUUUUAUGCCGUUCGGAAUUAGCGGGGUGAUGAUUGGCGCGGCGAAGUGUUUUUUUGGUUUCGUUGGAUUUGACGCCGUUGCUACUACUGGUGAAGAAGCUAAGAAUCCUCAACGCAAUAUACCCAUAGCCAUCGUUGUUUCCUUAGUUAUAAUCUUAAUGGCUUAUUUUAGUAUCUCGACCGUGUUAACUAUGAUGUGGCCGUACUAUCUUCAGGACGCCAACGCACCGUUUCCUCAUGUAUUCGAUCAGAUCGGAUGGCCUACCAUUAAAUGGAUCGUGAACAUCGGCGCCGCGUUCGCUUUAUGCACGAGCAUGCUCGGCGCGAUGUUCCCUUUGCCGCGGAUCCUUUACGCGAUGGGCAGCGACGGGGUGAUAUUCAAAAAGCUCGCGGACGUGCACCCGAAAACGAUGACGCCUAUCUUGGGCACGGUGGUGUCCGGUUUGUUCACAGGAGUGAUGACUCUAAUCUUCAAUCUUAAACAAUUGAUCGAUAUGAUGUCCAUCGGAACGUUGUUGGCGUACACGAUAGUAGCGGUGUCCGUUUUAAUAUUAAGGUAUCAAGGGAAAGAAUGCACAUCAAACAAUCAAAGCGCGACGCCGAUGAGCGAUUACCAUUUGACACCGAUCAGUGUUUUGAAACAUAUAGUCAAUUUGCAGAAUCAGAAAGAGAUCACUGAGAUAUCGAGCAAGGUCGCGAAAUACAGCAUUGGAAUCUUAUGUAUCGUUACGUUCGGUAUUGCGCUUCUUAUCAGUUGCGUGGGUGACAAAGCAUUUGGCAAUGGCCUAAUAGAGACUGUGAUAUUAGUUAUACUAUUGAAUAUAUUAUUAUUAAACCUAGUUGUCAUCGUGAGGCAGCCUACUCAAGACGUUGAUCUAGCAUUUAAGGUACCAUUAGUGCCGCUUAUCCCCUGUUGUAGUAUUUUCAUAAAUUUAUAUUUGAUGUUGCAACUAGACGCUUUUACGUGGAUCAGAUUUUCCAUUUGGUUGCUUAUAGGUUUCGCUAUCUAUUUCCUUUACGGGAUCUUCCAUAGUGAACAAGGGAAGAGAGACAAAGCAGAAGCUGAGAUGAUUAAACGAAAGUAUGCGGAUCAAGUUAGGAUCGUGACCAAAUUUUAAUGACAGUCCGUGAUAUGUGAUAUUUUUCAUAUUGAUGAAUGGAAAUCGGAAUUAGAUGCCAAGUAUUAUAACAUGUGAUUACUAUACAAUCUACACUCUUCGAUAGAUGCAAAAUAAGAAAAAGGACACGCUAUCUGUAUUCUCAUCAUAAUGAGAAAUAGUUUUUGCCAUUAAACUUGAAGAGUAUUUGAUCAUCAUUAUUAUAAGGUGAAAACAGCCGUUCCCUUUUUUUAUUUUCUAUAUUUUAACUUGCGUCGACGUAAUGUAUAUACAUAUUUCUUAAAGACUUUAUUAUGUUUAUUACUCGUUUUAGUGCUGCUUGCACUGAUUAAAUACAUUGUUUUAUAUUAACAUUUGUUUUCUCAUUUGUAUUUGUAUACAGGCAAAUCGAGUAAUACAUUAUUAUACAUAGACAUUUUCAAACUAUUUGACGGAAAUCAAAUUUUUCGAUCAUAUCGAUUAAACAUUUAAAAUCAUGACACAAUAAACUGUACGUAUAAUUAAGGGCAAUAGCACGAAUACAGUUAACGUAAUAAAGUUAAAUAUCAAUAA
This is a messenger RNA of Ceratina calcarata, 2629 nucleotides long. RefSeq names its product cationic amino acid transporter slimfast (gene slif). The transcript is spliced from 11 exons. The record is from RefSeq and is a predicted model, not a curated record. NCBI's taxonomy places the organism in Eukaryota, Metazoa, Arthropoda, Insecta, Hymenoptera, Apidae. Gene Ontology annotation, molecular function: L-lysine transmembrane transporter activity; L-ornithine transmembrane transporter activity; L-arginine transmembrane transporter activity. Gene Ontology annotation, biological process: L-arginine import across plasma membrane; L-ornithine transmembrane transport. The coding region runs from base 275 to 2077 and encodes 600 amino acids. Gene Ontology annotation, cellular component: plasma membrane.